Messenger RNA from Lathyrus oleraceus (garden pea), 3726 nucleotides. Its product is annotated as cysteine-rich receptor-like protein kinase 10. Gene Ontology annotation, cellular component: plasma membrane. Gene Ontology annotation, biological process: protein phosphorylation. NCBI's taxonomy places the organism in Eukaryota, Viridiplantae, Streptophyta, Magnoliopsida, Fabales, Fabaceae. The record is from RefSeq and is a predicted model, not a curated record. Gene Ontology annotation, molecular function: protein serine/threonine kinase activity; ATP binding. The transcript is spliced from 7 exons. Bases 1450 to 3453 code for a protein of 667 amino acids.
AUCUAUAGGAUUGUCUGUACCAGAAACAAAGUUGAGAGAUUUUAACACUAAAAUGAUUAACAUAAUCAUAGCUGAAGAAAUUUUAUCUUUGUCCAUGAUCACAAUUUCACUUUUCCACCAACAGACAAAACAUCAAGGUUAUAGUUUAUGAUGAACAUGGUAUACUAAAUAUUAAUUGUUUUACUGAUUCUUGAUCAAAUAAUCCGCGGAACCACAUUUCUGGUCAUAAUAAAAUAUAAAAGUCAAUAUAUGACUUACAUUUCAAUUCAACCUUUUAAAUAGUUGAGUUACAAUCAAACGGUUGCUUGAUUAUGAUAGCAAUAAUAUAUUAUAGCAUAAAUACCACUUUGACAGAGUCUUGAUUAGUAUUUUAAUAACAUCAUAUUAUACUAAGGUUAAGGUAGUAUUAAGUAUCAUCAAUAUGAUAGAUAUCUAAAAAAAUAUGAAUUUUUCUAAAUUAUUAUUAACCUUAUAGUCACAUUAUGAAGUAAGCUGUGUACUAGUCAUGAGCGACUUUCAUUGUAUGAAUAAAAUAUACUAAUUUAUUAAGAACUGAUCUAAGCUAAUUUGGUUUGAUUUGAUUAUUAUGUUAGAACUUUUUCUAAUAUUUGUUGGACUACAAUUAAUAGUAGUUUUUUGUUUUAUAAAGACCGGUUGAUAUUGUGAUCUAUUUGAUGUUUAUAUCAUAUAAAUGUGAUUAAUAAUAAUGGAUUUUUGGACAUUUAAUACUAAUUUGUGUUGAAUAAAGCAUAAGUUUAACCAUUAGGGUCUAUGAUGGACUAUGAAGCACCGACGCCUCUAGAAGUAGACGUGUUGCUGUGUCUAACACGUAUCGGUGUCCGAUACUUGUAUGACAUCCGUAGGAUACGUCUCGGAAAAGGCAGAUAAAUAACGAAAAGUCAAUCAAGUGUUCCAAAAGAAAGUUUUGAUUUUGUUAGAUCCAUGGUUUCAAAUUGUGGUCUGCAUCUGCAAUUGCAGUGUGAUCUUCAAUCACGUGUGCGACUCAUCGUAACUGCAGCAGACGAUUUACGUCAUGUUUGUUUAAAUUUUCUUGCCAAAAAUUAAAAUUUUCCUGCAAUUUAAAAUAAUGGUUAGACCCUGCUAAAAACUUGCACGACCUGAAUUCAAUUCAAUGAUCAAAUUCUAUUUGCCAAGAGAUAGAAUCUUUCAGUUUUUCAACUUUCAGACUUUGGAUACAGUUUAAUCGACAUUUCAAAAUCCUUUAGCAUAAUUUCUUAUUCUUGCUUCGUAUAAUAUUCAAAAUAAGUACAAACAGAAACAUUUUCCUGGAAAUUAAUUAUAGCCACUUGGCUCUCAAGUUUGAAUCAAAAACAAGCUUAGCUAUUUCCUGGUAAUUUAACAUGUUUUACUCAGCAGAGGGAAGACAUAAGAAAAAAUAUUGAAAGAGAACUACCAACUUAGUUUAGAAUCAGAAGCAGAAAAAAUAACAUGAUUCAUCAUCAUCAUCUUACUCUUUCCAAAUCAAUUCAAUUCAUCCUUGUUUUCUGUACUCUCUAUUUUCUUUCAUUUGUCGCCUUUGCAGAUCCCCCAUAUGAAACGUGUUCCACACGGAACAUCUAUACAAAUCGAAGUUCGUUUGAGAACAAUCUAAGCAACCUCCUUCUCUCUUUACCCUCUAAUGUUUCAGCUUCAAUCUCCAAAUUUGGUAAUACUUCUUCAGGAAUUGGCCUAGAUAGAGUUUAUGGUCUCUACAUGUGCCUUGACUUCGUUUCAAACGAAACUUGCCACAAAUGUGUAGCAAACGCAAUAGAAGACAUUGUAAAACUCUGUCCUCAAUCAGAUGAAGCAGUUGUAUAUGAAGAAUUCUGUCAAUUACGUUAUUCAAAUAAAAAUUUCAUAGGCUCCUUGAACAUUACCGGGAACAUUGGGAAAGAUAAUGUACAGAACAUUUCGGAACCUGAGAAAUAUGAGUCUGUUGUGAAUAAAAUAUUGAAUAAUCUUACUGAGAUAGCGUCUUUUAAUGUUUCCACGAACAUGUAUGCUACUGGAAAAGUAGCUUUUGAAGAUAAGACAGUAUAUGCUUUAGUGCAGUGUACAAGAGAUUUAUCAGCCAAUGAUUGCAGUAAGUGUCUGCAAAGUGCUAUUGGAGAUAUACCAAGUUGUUGUUAUGCCUCCAUUGGUGCAAGAGUUUGGAGUCGUAGCUGUUAUUUAAGAUAUGAGUUUUAUCCAUUUUAUCUCGGUGAAAUAGAAUCCACAAGUUCUUCAACUAACCAAGGAGGGAAAAAUAAAUCAAGCAAAAUAUGGAUGAUUACUGCUAUUGCAGUUGGGGUAGUCUUGGUGAUAAUAAUUAUCAUUUUCUACUUAUGCUUUAUCAGAAAUUGGCAAAGAAAGAACGGACAAGGUAAUAUAUCUAAUAAUUUCCCUUUUAUUGAUAUUGGUUCUCUUUGCGUGGCUACCAAAAACUUCUCCGAUUCAAAUAAGCUCGGGCAAGGUGGAUUUGGUCCUGUUUACAAGGUAUAUAUAGAAUUCAAGUUUAUUCACAUUUUUUGUAUGAACGAUUAUCAUCGUAUGGAAGUUUUGUUUCUUUAUUUGCAGGGUAUACUUAGUGAUGGCAUGGAAGUGGCAAUCAAGAGGCUCUCAACUUGUUCUGAGCAGGGUUCAGAAGAAUUCAUUAAUGAGGUUAUGUUGAUAUUGAAACUUCAACACAAAAAUCUUGUAAAGCUUCUAGGAUUUUGUGUCGAUGGAGAAGAGAAGCUUCUUGUUUAUGAAUAUUUGCCCAAUGGUAGCCUUGAUGUCGUCCUUUUUGAGGAAAGUGCACAUCUUGAUUGGACCAAACGAGUUGAUAUAAUAAAUGGAAUAGCAAGAGGCGUUCUCUAUCUUCAUGAAGAUUCUAGACUUCAAAUAAUACAUAGAGAUCUAAAAGCAAGUAACAUAUUGUUGGACUGUGACAUGAAUCCAAAGAUUUCAGACUUUGGCAUGGCAAGGAUAUUUGCAGGAAGUGAAGGCGAAGCUAACACUACCACAAUAGUUGGCACAUAUGGAUAUAUGGCUCCAGAAUAUGCAAUGGAGGGUCUAUAUUCCAUAAAAUCCGAUGUUUUCGGCUUUGGAGUACUAUUGCUUGAGAUCAUUACAGGUAAACGUAACGCUGGUUUCUGUUACUCCAAAAGCACUUCUAGUCUACUAGCUUAUGCAUGGCAUCUAUGGAAUAAUGGAAAGGGAUUGGAAUUAAGGGAUCCGUUGUUGUUAUCAUGUCCCGAAGACCAGUUUCUGACAUACAUGAAUAUUGGAUUGCUAUGUGUUCAAGAAGAUGCAUAUGAUAGACCAACCAUGUCUUCUGUUGUUUUGAUGUUGAUGAAUGAAUCAGUAAUGCUUUGCCAACCUGAAAAACCUCCUUUCUCGGUAGGGAGACUCAAUGUCAUUGAUCCAAAUGUUCUAGAUUUGGAAGAAUACUCAGUCAAUCUGUUAACUAUUUCUGAUAUCUUGCCCGUGUAAUGUAAAUCAAUGUAGUCUUUCGUACCGUGUUGUGUGGAUUAAGAAGCACCAAUGUAACGUUCAUAACUCGCAAGCUGCGAAUUACUAACAUACAUACUCCACUUUGAAUAGGGUAUUAGAGUAUACACAUUCAGUUAGUUGUUAUUUCUGUUUUACCAGUUAGUGUAGAAAGUUAGUUUGUUAUUAUCGUUGCGUAUUGAGUUAGUGCACGCCAGCACGAUGGUAAAUGUUGUGCGAACUAUAUAUGAUAACUUGGAGAAGUUCAUUUUUGAA